Ooceraea biroi (clonal raider ant) is the source of this 8345-nucleotide messenger RNA. It is a transcript of the gene kto, whose product is annotated as mediator complex subunit kohtalo. The record is from RefSeq and is a predicted model, not a curated record. Gene Ontology annotation, molecular function: transcription coactivator activity; transcription factor binding. Gene Ontology annotation, cellular component: mediator complex. Gene Ontology annotation, biological process: positive regulation of transcription by RNA polymerase II. NCBI's taxonomy places the organism in Eukaryota, Metazoa, Arthropoda, Insecta, Hymenoptera, Formicidae.
GCUACGCGAUUGGCUGAACGCGAAACUGUCCAGUUUUCAUAAAGGCGUCUUUACACGAAUGUAUUGCACGAUACGUCGAUAUCGCAAUCGUGUAAUAUUAUUUAUUUCGUUUACGAUUCGAUUUUUGCUAUAUAUUCGGUUUUUUAUUUUUACACCUCACGCACACUUAUUUUUUUGUAUCGAUUUAACCUAAACGCAGUGCCGCACCGCCUCGGUCCGAACGCCUCGGCUUGAUGUUACGUUACUGGCGCAGCACUUUUCUCAUGUGAUACUCUUGCGUGAUGCACAACAUGUAUCUGUAAACGCAGCAUCAGCUAGCGUCCGAAGCUGUCUGAGAUGAACUGUAGUUGCAUAAGGAACUGCAAGAAGGUAAACAGGAGAGCGCAAUUAGGACGCACGUUGUCCGUUCACGGUGAAUCUUGAUUUCUCGAUCAUGCAGGGGUGUACUUCGAUGAUGCGGUGACGGAUAACGGCGUUGGUUACGUGCAGGUCCUGUAGUCGUAAUUGCAACGAUGUGUACGGAUGUAAGCUCUCGAGAACCGAUGAACGUUAUGCGCGCUGCUUCACGCGAUUAACUACCCGCGAGCGUUCUCAGCGAGAGUAGCUUCAGCGGUGAACUCGCGAACGCGCUCUCUGAUGGUGUAUCUCUCGCGCUCGGUUGUACCAUGAUGGGAAUAUUGUACGAGAAGAGGCCGCUGAAAAGGCCGAGGCUAGGUCCGCCGGACGUCUAUCCUCAAGAACCGAAGCAGAAGGAGGACGAGCUCUCGCUUACGAACGUUAAGCAUGGCUUCACCACUAUACCUCAGCUGGCGGACGAAUUCGGAACGGCAAGGAGUUCCAACGUCACCGCGGCGAAGGUUGGAGCCUACUUCAACGCAAUCCUCGCCAAGAAGGAAGAGCUCGCGACGAUGCCUGACACUGGUAGAAAGAGACAGCAGAUUAAUCCCAAAGAUAACUUCUGGCCGGUGACAGCUAGGACGAAGAAUGGUAUCGAGGCCUGGUUCAAGGAUCUCUCGGGUAGUAAGCCGUUAGUUGCUCUGGCAAAGAAGGCCCCAAACUUUAAUAAGAAAGAGGAGAUAUUUAUGAUGCUCUGUGAGUAUCAAGUGCCAAUGUUGAGGGCCGCUUGGUUCAUCAAGCUCAGUUCGGCUUACACGGUCGCAGUCUCCGAGGCCAAAAUAAAAAAGCGUCAGCUGCCGGAUCCAACAACAGAAUGGACGGGCACCCUCAUAAAGUUUCUGAAGGAUCAGUUGUCCAAACUGCAAGAAUAUUAUCACAUGGGCAAUCAUGCAGCUAGUACUGGUAACAAUAAUAGCACGACAAACAGUUCAUGUAACAGCAGCAACGGAACUGCUGGAACAAACAACAGUAACAAUAACAGCAACAGCAGUAAUAAUAACAGUGUUAAUGGUAAUAAUGCAAGCAAUAGUAACGGCUCCGCCACUAAUAAUCAACCACCUACGCCUACUUUGAGCAGUCAGCCUGCAACGGGCACGACAAUGAACGAGGAACACAAGUUGGCGCUUAAACAGUGGCAUUAUUGUAUACAGUUGGCUAAGUACAUGUUUGAAGAGGGCUUGCUGGAUAGGCAAGAGCUGCUGCAGUGGAUCCUGGAGUUACUGGACAAGAUCAGGUCAUCUCCUUCGGAAGAUGGGAUAUUGAAGCUGCUGUUGCCAUUAGCUCUGCAAUAUUUAGAGGAAUUCAUACAAUCUGAAUUGUUAGCUAGACGAUUGGCGUAUCUGUGCUGCCGUAAAAUGGCACAUAUGUGCAACAACGUCGAGAGUAAUGCCAAUCCUCAGAGUCCGUCCAUUGUCAAGAACGAAGUUAACGGUAGCAAGGAGCAAGCUGCCGUCGCUGCCCAAGGACCACUGAACCCCUUGAUCAUUGCUUUCAACGAUUACUUGACUUGCUCGCACCACAGAGACGUAGUUUAUAGUUUAGCCACUAUAAUACAAGUCAUAACAUUAGAGUGUCCUACAGCACUGGUCUGGAACAGCGUUGGCGAGGGAAAGGCUCCAUCAGUUUUGAAUGGAUCGCCUUUGGAUUAUUUGCCGUGUCCUCCCGCAGCUUUGCCGUGCCCACCCGCGAGUUCUGGUAAUCCUACGAUGAAGCAGCUGAAGGUCGCGCAGGAAAAUAUAAGAGCUCGGUCUCAAGCCGCGGAGGGCAGAUGGUCGUGUGACAAAUGGCAACAAAGCAGCGCGGGAACGACGACUACGAAAGUGCUAGCUGCGUUGGACGCCCUCGAUCGGCACAGUUUCGAUAGAAUGGACGCCGCUAAUUCGCUCGAUACGUUGUAUACAAAAAUCUUUACACCACCCCCGAAAGAUACCUCUAAUGAACGUGACGCAAAGACAGAAUAUAAUCCGCAACAGGAUUCGGCAGUGGUUGAAAUUUUGUGCGAAUGGGCUGUGAGCGCGGAACGCUGGGGAGAGCAUAGGGCAAUGGCGGUCGCUAAACUUCUCGAGAAGAGACAGAGCGAGGCUACCGGCGAGACUAACGAUAACGACGACAAAGACAGUAUGUGCAGUAACGGAAGUCCGCCUGUGCUGCCGAUUUUCCAACCGCUGCUUAUGAAAUUCUUAGACGUGGACGCGCCGGUACUGGAUAACACUUCGACGCAGUCCAAGGCCCAAUUCACAAAUUUAGUUCACUUGUUUUCAGAAUUAAUAAGGCAUGAUGUUUUCUCGCACGACGCGUACAUGUGCACUCUUAUUUCGAGGGGUGAUCUUAUACAAGGUCCGGUAGCCAGCAAACCUGGGACACCCAGUAACAGGGAACCAAUCGACGAGGACAGUCUCUUCCCGGGUAUAGACCUAAAGCCGACCAAAUUAGAAGUAUCAGAUCACGGACGUGCCAUGGACUACGAUGACAGUAAAAUCGACGAUGAUUUAGACAAAUUACUGCAACACAUUAAAGAAGAUCAGCAAAAUAGUAUGGACGCACCAGAUAGUCCUAAAGAAGAUGCGUUGACUGGUCACGGGGGUCAUGAGAGUCUUGAUUCGAAAAUGCCAUCGAGCCAUAGCAGACAUUUAUUAUACACUACUCACUUUCCACUGCCGCAGGAUGAGACUUGUAGUCAGCACGACUGCAAUCAACGACAUGUGCUAUUAUACGGUGUUGGACGUGUCAGGGACGAGGCUAGGCAUACUGUCAAAAAGAUGACGAAGGAGGUGUGCAAACUGUUCGGCAAAAAAUUCAGUAUCGAUGUCGCGGAGGGCGGUAAAGUGAAGAAACAUUCGCGGAGUGAAUUCAAUUUCGAGGCCGUCACCAUGAAGUUUCAAAAUCUGAGUUAUUUCGAUCAGCAUGUGGUCACGUGGCAAUGCGCGACGCAAGUGAUCGAAAUGCUCAAUACGUUUGCACUAGCUGGUUCAUCCUAUUUACCAGUGCAUGAGCACGUAGCAUUUCUUUUUGAUUUGAUGGAGCUAGCGUUGAACAUAUACGGUCUAAUCGACGUUUGCAUACAAAUUCUGAAAGAGCUGCCGGAAGUAGAGGCACAGCUGACAGCUAGAAACAGUCAAUUAGUUCGAAGUUACACCACAAACCUAAGCUUGUACGUGGUUGGUGUACUGAGAAGAUACCACUGCUGUUUACUAUUGUCGCCUGAACAGACAACAGCGGUAUUCGACUUGCUAUGCAAGGUGGUGAAGCACGUGUCAAAUCCGAGCGAUUGCAGCUCUGCCGAACGAUGCGUGUUGGCACACUUGUACGAUUUAUAUUCGACGUGUUCUCUUCUGAAAACCAAGUCGCACGGAGUGGAGGCGUUCAGUAACGCUUAUCCGAAAAUUCGGACGACCCUCUAUAGCACACUGCAGCCGACACCUUCGAGUCACGUUUACAACUCGCAAUUUAUGGUCGAUAUUUUUUCAAGCUUACGAAGGGGCGGGAAGAUUGAGCCGCAAUGGGCGAGGCAGUUGAAUGAGACGCCAGCAAAUCGUUACAGUUUCGUUUGCAACGCGAUUGUCGCGGUAUGUAGCGAGACGGAUAACGACAAGCUGAACGAUGUUGCUAUAACUUGCGCGGAACUGACUGCUUGCUGCAAUACACUCAAUGCCGAGUGGCUGGGAGUGCUGAUGGCACUUUGUUGCUCCUCCAAUAGUUCCGCCUUUUAUAUCGACGUGUUGAAUCAGGUUGACGUGCAAGACCUGAGCAUACACAACUCUUUGGCUAUAUUCACCUCGAUUUUAAUCGCAAGACAUUGCUUUUCCUUGGAAGACUUCGUCGUGCACAUAGCGUUGCCGUCCUUGGUAAAAACUUGCAACGAUGGUCGUGGGGAUAUCGAUAUUGAAGCAGAGGCUGGUGCACGCUUGACCUGUCAUUUGUUGCUAAGGCUCUUUAAAACCGUUGAAUGUCCGCAACCAGCUCUGUAUUCGGUCAGCACUAGCCCCCAUCCCCUCCCAAGUGGGAAUUCUAGGGGCUACAGUAUAAAAUUGAGCUGCGACAGGCACUUGUUGGCAGCUGCCCACAAUAAUAUAAGAGUCGGACCAGUAUUGGCGGUGCUUAAAGCUAUAUUAGUUGUGGGAGAUGCCGCGGCCGCUAAACAACCCCCCAAGAAGGUCGACAUACCUCUAAGUCAUUCCAGUAAGGGCGGUGGCCCGGCUAGUGUCGGAGUCGGAGUUGGUGUUAGCAGCAGCGGGCCUGGCGAGUUGUCAAUCAGCCAUAUUCUGGGAACCAGCGACAUCUUAGGCGGUGGUGACGAUCUCGGUCUCGAUCUGGCUAUGUCGUCGUCCAACAGCAGCGCCGGUAUGACGACGGAAAAUGUGAAGGGAUUCUCCGACUUCGCUCACCAUGUCUUACGUCAAAUCUGCAGCCAAGAAUGGGUGCUGGAGAGAUGCCUGCAAAAUCCGGAGGAGCUCUGCCACCAGGACAUGCUUCUCGACAAUAUGCUGACACUACGGCAAGCUCAGAAAUUGUUACACAUGAUCUGUUAUCCCGAAACUCCGACUGAGGCGUUCAUCGAUCAAAAGACUCAUAUUACUAACAUUUUGGAAAAUUUAGAACAGUGGAGCUUGAGAAUGUCCUGGCUGGACUUGCAGCUCAUGUACAAACAAUUUUCGCCCGGCUCCAGCGAGCUCUCUCAAUGGUUGGACACAGUUGCAAAAGCUGCGAUCGACGUUUUUCAAUUGAACAGCAUCUUAAACAGCAAGCCUGACAAGAGAUCGGGCUCUAUAUGGCUAGUUGCCCCGUUGGUUUCAAAGUUACCGAGCGCGGUGCAAGGUAGAGUUCUCAAAGUGGCAGGACAAGUGUUGGAAUCGGGCAAUUGGUCCAAAACAGCGGGUCGCGAAAGAGGCAAGUCAAAAUCGCCCUCGUUGUUCAAUCACCAACCGUUUCUUUCAUUGGUGCUGACGUGCUUGAAAGGCCAAGACGAUCAAAGAGAAGGCUUACUGACGUCGCUACACUCGCAGCUUUCGCAGUUCUUGAACACCAGUAAGGAGGAAAAGCAUAUCGGCUCCGAAGAUCCCAAGACCAGAGAAGUGUUGCAAGAUGCGCUACAGUUGAGAUUCAGUCUUGUGGGAGGCGUGUUCGAUACGAUACAGAGGAAUACGACCGCGACGACAGACUGGGCGAUUCUACUGGUUCAAUUGGUCAGCUACGGCGUUAUAGACUUAAAUAAUAAUUCGGAAUUGUUCACUACCGUUAUAGACAUGCUGGCGACGCUAAUCCAUUCCACUUUGGUGUCAGAUUCACAGUCUGAAAAGGACGAGAACAAAAAGCACUAUCAGAACUUGAUGAAAAAGUUGAAGAAAGAAUUGGGCGACAGAAAUUCUCCAAGUAUCCGUUUCGUCAGACAACUUCUACCAUUGCCAAAACUGACCAUGGAGGUCAUCACGUGUGAACCGGUAGGAUGUUUGACUGACACUAAAGGAAACAAGAUUGCAGGAUUCGACAGCAUCGAUAAAAAGCAGGGACUGCAAGUGUGCGAUUCCCAAAGAGUAUCGGCGUGGGAGCUUUUGGAAGGUCAUAAAAAUCCGGCGCCGCUCUCUUGGGCAUGGUUCAGAGCCGUCAGGUUGGAACGCAGGCCACUUACAUAUCAGAAUGCGCAUAAACUACUGCGGUAUCACACACAUAGUCAAAUUCGCCCGGCUAGUCAUUACCUGGACCCACCACCGUUACCACCGGAAGAUCUCGAGCCGGACAAGAAGGAAUCGGAGCCUGGCAAAGCGGACACUCCCAUGAGCAUCGAUUCGCCAGGACGCAUUAGCAGUAACGUCACCAACACUGGAGUUAGUAAUGCUGGUACUAACGGUAAAGGAAAGGCCAUGAAAAGCAAACGGCAUAACAGACGGACUAAAGGACCCGCGACACCUACAACGCCUAUAUCGCAGCAGAUGCAACAACCACCGUCUCAACUGCAACAAAUGGCAUUCGCUAAUCAGCAAGCUCCCGUUGCGCAACAGCCCGGUAUGUUUACCGGACAGCCUCAGCCUCAACCUCAGCAGCAAUGGUACGGUAAUCAGACUCACGUACCGGCGCAACAGUACGGAUACGGACAACAGCUGCCGCCUACACCGGUCACCGGUCCACGUUACGAGAGGCCGGGAAUGAACAAUCAGUCCAAGCAGGCUCUAUCCAACAUGUUGCGAUUGCGAUUACCGUCUACUCAGUUUAUGGGCUCGCAGCAACAGCCAACUGCUGCGCCAGUUGCUGGACCGGGUGCAUUCCAAGGAAUGCAGAGGCAACAGUUCAUUAGGCAACAGUUGAGAGCGCAGCAUGGGGCACCUGGCAUGAAUCAACAGCAGGGCAUGUUUGCACAGACGCAACAGCAGCAGCAGCAACAGCAGCAAGGGAUGUACGCUGGAAUUCAACAAGGCAUGAAUCAAAACUAUGCGGGAUACGGCGGGCAGCAAAUGAUGCAGCAACAGCAGCAGCAGCAGCAGCAGACGCCCCAACAAACGCAGCAGCAGCAGCAGCAGCAGUUGCUUCAACAACAGCAACAGCAACAGGGAAUCUUGAACCAGCAGCAGCAAAAUAUGAUGUUCUCUAAUCAGCAGCAAAUGAUGGGUCCGCAGAGGGAAUACAUGCCGCAACAAAGAAUGCAACCUGGUGCUGCGAGACCACCGUACUUACAAGCGCCAAAUGUAACCAUGAACGCGAUGGGACCAAUGGGUGGAGGUGUUCAGAAUCAGCCCGCUCCUCCUUACCGGCAAUCUGCUGGGAAACCGGGCGCGGUGGGUGUAGCGGGAGUAGGAACGACAAAUGUCAGCUUGCAGCAAAAUCAACAGUUCCAGCAACAGCAAGCGAUAAAUCAACAGCGCAUGAGGCAACAAAUGCUGGCUAUGCAGCAGCAGCAGCAGGCACAGCAGCAGCAGCAGCAAGCUGCCCAGCAGCAGGGUGGUGCUAGCAACCAACUUCUCAGGCAUCUCAAUCAGCCGCCGCAACAUUCCUAUCAGCAUCAACCGCCACCUUAUUAAACGUCUGUUAAAAGAAAUCAUUUUUAUUUAUUACUUUUUAACGAUAAUACGGUAUCGAGGUAAUCGUAAGAAUGGAUUUAUUCGAUUAAUGUCGACCAAUUUAAAUUCGAUUUCACUUUAUCAGCUGAAAAUUGAGGAAACGCGUCAGUACCUAAUAGUAAUAGAGCGAAAGACAAAGGAGAAUUUUAUCGACAGUGCUGCAAUCUUUUUUAUCAGUCAAUAUUUUAUGUACUCGAGAGGAUUGUAUCGUAAGUAUCACGUAUGGAGUAUACUAUUACGAUGCAAUACUUGGUGCAAUGGAUAUAGGAAUAUCACGAUGUUUCAAGCUCCUCAAGUGAGAACCGAAUGACUCUUUUUGCUAUUUAAUAAUUAUAACGGUAUUUGGACCACAUAAACCACCUCUAAUUGACUAUGCAAAAUACUUGAUACAAAUAGAAAUUUUUUACUAAAGAUUUCUAAAAGGUCAGAAAUUCUGCUUGAAUAUUUUUAUUGACUCAGUAUUCUCCUGUAAUGAAACAUGUUGUAUUCCAAAACAAAUUGUAUUCCAUUCUUUUUUUAUGUAUAAAUUCUCGCAUAAGUAUUAUUAUUAUAUAUAUAUUAUUAUUAUUAUUAUUAGUAUACAUUAUAUAUAUUAUACAUAGCGCAAAAUGAUGAUAGAGUGAUGGAUAUCAUGAUGAACAUAGUCACGAGAUUGUGUGUGUGUAUAAUUUGUAUUACAAAAUAAAUUUAUUGUUACUGUUAUCGGCGACUAUUUAUACUUGUAUAUCAUAUUUUUUACAUAGAACUAGCAUUAUAUGAAACAUAUUACACGGGCGCCAUUUAUUAUAGAGCUAAAACGUUGACCGUGUGUCUCUUAUUACAUAAUAAUGAGAAAUAACGUAUUGUAUAGUAGUUUCUUAAUAUUGCAAAAUAAAUAUUAAGGAAAAUGUUAUGUACAUA